CGGAGAUCCCGGAUGUGAACGCCGGAUAAGAUGUCUUCGCGCCACGUUCUGUUCACUCCAUUGUUGAUCGAGCAGAAGUCCGCGAAUAAUAUCUUGCCGGCACGCGAGGGUGUAUGGGAUGAGUUGAUUCCCUGCAGCAUCUCGAGAUUGGAUAACCCACGAAGCAGGUGGCCAAGUGUGGCGAAGAAGAACAGCUCGAGCAAAGCUCUGCCUGCGUUCGCCCUCUACUAGCUUAGUCAGUCGCCCGACAUUGUCUACUAAGUCGAGACAAGGCUGCAAAGGAGAGUCGG
Messenger RNA from Baudoinia panamericana UAMH 10762, 290 nucleotides. RefSeq lists its product as uncharacterized. The transcript has a single exon. NCBI's taxonomy places the organism in Eukaryota, Fungi, Ascomycota, Dothideomycetes, Mycosphaerellales, Teratosphaeriaceae. The record is from RefSeq and is a predicted model, not a curated record. The coding region runs from base 31 to 231 and encodes 66 amino acids.